Dama dama (fallow deer) is the source of this 4175-nucleotide messenger RNA. RefSeq names its product stromal interaction molecule 1 (gene STIM1). Gene Ontology annotation, cellular component: plasma membrane; endoplasmic reticulum. The coding region runs from base 616 to 2760 and encodes 714 amino acids. The transcript is spliced from 13 exons. The record is from RefSeq and is a predicted model, not a curated record. Lineage: Eukaryota; Metazoa; Chordata; Mammalia; Artiodactyla; Cervidae. Gene Ontology annotation, biological process: intracellular calcium ion homeostasis; store-operated calcium entry; activation of store-operated calcium channel activity. Gene Ontology annotation, molecular function: calcium ion binding; protein binding; calcium channel regulator activity.
CCGCUCGCCCGCGAGCCUCUAUCCCGGGCCUGGCCCGUGCGCGUCCGCCUGCUGAACCUGGGCAUCGCCGGCUGGGGCACGGAACUGGGCGGCAUCGCUGACCUCUGCCUAGGAGGCCUGGGAUCCCUGAGCCGCCCGCGCCCGCGGGGGCCUGGGAGUCGCACGCCCUCCCCGAACCUGCGCUGCUCGCGGAUCCCCAGCGGGGCGAAGCCAGGUGCCCCCUUCUUCUCCUCCUUUCUCUCCCUCCCCCACCCCGGUGCCGCGGGAGUUCCCGCCCGCCCACCCCCUCCCCAAGGGGUGUAGCCGGCUGCGGAGCGGACAGCGGCUCCGCGGCCACCUUGUCCAAACUCUCCGGAAGCGGCCGGAGCUGACAGGGCACUCAGGCCGUCGCAGCUCCAGCGGACCCACAGUUGGGCCGGAGACGCCGGCCUUCCUCCGGCUCCCAGACUUGGAGCACUUGACCUUUGGCUGUCGGAGGAGGCAGACUCGCGGGUGGCUGGACAGCUGCGGCACCUCGAGGGCAUCUUGCCUGGGGUUCCAGGACGGGGCUCCCGACUUUGCCUCUGAGAUCCUGAGGUGUCUCCAUCAGGCGCAUGUUGACUGAGACCUGGAGUCAUGGAUGUGUGCGCUCGUCUUGCCCUGUGGCUCCUUUGGGGGCUCCUCCUGCAUCACGGCCAGAGCCUCAGCCAAAGCCACAGCGAGAAGGCGACCGGCUCGGGGGCCAAUUCCGAGGAGUCCACUGUAGCAGAGUUUUGCCGGAUCGACAAGCCCCUGUGCCACAGUGAGGAUGAGAAGCUCAGCUUUGAUGCAGUCCGCAGCAUCCACAAGCUGAUGGAUGAUGAUGCCAAUGGUGACGUGGAUGUGGAAGAAAGUGAUGAGUUCCUGAGGGAAGACCUCAAUUACCAUGACCCAACAGUGAAACACAGCACCUUCCAUGGUGAGGAUAAGCUCAUCAGCGUGGAGGACCUGUGGAAGGCAUGGAAGUCUUCAGAAGUAUACAACUGGACCGUGGAUGAGGUGGUGCAGUGGCUGAUCACAUAUGUGGAGCUGCCUCAGUAUGAGGAGACCUUCCGGAAGCUGCAGCUCAGUGGCCAUGCCAUGCCAAGGCUCGCUGUAACCAAUACCACCAUGACAGGGACUGUGUUGAAGAUGACAGACCGGAGCCAUCGGCAGAAGCUGCAGCUGAAGGCCCUGGACACGGUGCUCUUUGGGCCUCCUCUCUUGACCCGCCAUAACCACCUCAAGGACUUCAUGCUGGUGGUGUCUAUCGUUAUUGGUGUGGGUGGCUGCUGGUUUGCCUAUAUCCAGAACCGUUACUCCAAGGAGCACAUGAAGAAGAUGAUGAAGGACCUGGAGGGCUUACACCGAGCCGAGCAGAGUCUGCAUGACCUUCAGGAAAGGCUGCACAAAGCCCAGGAGGAGCACCGCACGGUGGAGGUGGAAAAGGUGCACCUGGAGAAGAAGCUGCGCGACGAGAUCAACCUUGCUAAGCAGGAAGCCCAGAGGCUGAAGGAGCUGCGGGAGGGAACGGAGAAUGAGCGGAGCCGUCAGAAAUACGCCGAGGAGGAGUUGGAGCAGGUACGGGAGGCCUUGAGGAAAGCAGAGAAGGAGCUGGAAUCGCAUAGCUCAUGGUAUGCUCCAGAGGCCCUUCAGAAGUGGCUGCAGCUGACCCAUGAGGUGGAGGUGCAGUACUACAACAUCAAGAAGCAAAAUGCCGAGAAGCAGCUGCUGGUGGCCAAGGAGGGGGCUGAGAAGAUAAAAAAGAAGAGAAACACACUCUUUGGCACCUUCCACGUGGCCCACAGCUCUUCCCUGGAUGAUGUGGAUCACAAAAUCUUAACAGCUAAGCAAGCUCUGAGCGAGGUGACAGCAGCACUGAGGGAGCGUCUGCACCGCUGGCAACAGAUUGAGAUCCUCUGUGGCUUCCAGAUUGUCAAUAACCCUGGCAUCCAUUCCCUGGUGGCUGCCCUCAACAUAGACCCCAGCUGGAUGGGUAGUACGCGCCCCAACCCUGCCCACUUCAUCAUGACCGACGACGUGGAUGACAUGGAUGAGGAGAUUGUGUCACCCUUGUCCAUGCAGUAUGCUGCCUGGCUGAUGGGGCGUAGGUUCAGUGACCGCUCUCUCUGCUCAGCAUCCGCCGGCUCAGACGAUCAGUCCCUCUGGAAAUACCCGGCUCCCAGCCUGCAGACCAGUGUCCGGCAGCGCCUGACGGAGCCGCAGCAUGGCCUGGGGUCUCAGAGGGAUUUGACCCAUUCCGAUUCGGAGUCCUCCCUCCACAUGAGUGACCGCCAGCGUCUGGCCCCCAAGCCUCCUCAGAUGAUCCGUGCUGCAGAUGAGGCUCUCAGUGCCAUGACCUCCAACGGCAGCCACCGGCUGAUUGAGGGGGCACACCCCGGCUCUCUGGUGGACAAACUGCCUGACAGCCCUGCCCUGGCCAAGAAAGCACUGCUGGCGCUGAACCACGGGCUGGACAAGGCCCACAGCCUGAUGGAGCUGAGUUCCCCGGCCCUACCUAGUGGUUCUCCACAUUUGGAUUCUUCCCGUUCUCACAGCCCAAGUCCCCCAGACCCAGACACGCCAUCUCCAGCUGGGGACAGCCGAGCCCUCCAGGCUAGCCGAAAUACACGUAUCCCCCACCUGGCUGGCAAGAAGGCUGCGGCUGAGGAGGAUAAUGGCUCCAUUGGCGAGGAGACAGACUCCAGCCCAGGCCGGAAGAAGUUUCCCCUCAAAAUCUUUAAGAAGCCUCUUAAGAAAUAGGCAGGAAGAGGGUGGCAGUGGUGGGACAACUUGUCCUUCCCUGGUCUUCUGCUUCCCCUCCCCUCCCUUCCAAGAUACCUGGCUCCCAGCACAGGGCCUGGGAGGGGCUGGCUCCGGGGCCUGGGCACUGUACAUACCUGCCCCCCACGUCCUUGGGUCCUUCAGCAUUAUUUAUUAACUGACCACCAUGGCCUGCCUCCUUCCCAACCAUGGGCUGCUGCUGCACUCCCUCUCCACUUCAGUGCAUGUCUUAGUUGCUGUCCCCUCAGCUCCCAGCUCCACCUCUGGGGUUCAGCUUCUGUGCCUCUGCUGUCCCAGUUUUGAGGUUUGGUUUCUUGUUACUCUCUAUCUCCUGCUUUCAGGCUUCUCCCUCCCACCACUCCCCACCUUCCCCUAGCAGCUAGCAGGGGAGAAAGGGGGAGUAACUUCUGACACCUGUGCCUCAGAUCUCUUCCACCCUCUGCACCCCGCCCCCCCCCCCCCGGCCACUGACGAUGGUUCUCUUUGCCCCAGACUGGGGCCUAGGACCUAAUAUUUGAGGUUUGUUCUCUGGAAGUGUGGUGGGCCAGAGGUAACCUCGGGUUGGAGCUUACUAGGACUCCAGGGGUCCAUGGGGGAGUAAAACCAAUUCCCAGAGAGCAAGUCACUAGGGUUUUGAAGAGAGGCUAGGCUCAGGGAUAGAUUGGAAGCAGCUUCUAGUCUGAGGAUGAGUAGGAGCCAGAGAUGUGGGCUACAAGGCAGUCACCUUUUCUCUCUUCUCUCACCCACACCUGCUUCUCUCUUAUCCCCACUGCCCCACACUGCAGGAGGGUUUGUCUGUAAGAGAUGCUGCCCAAAUGCUCCCCAAGCAUCAUUACUCCUAAGGCUCAGGACAGUCGGCUCCCCAACCAUAGGAGCCUCAGCUAUGAUAGAGGGCUCUAAUGGGGCCCCGAAGCUGUUGGGCAGAGUGUUGUCACAUUUGAACCAAAAGACAUUUUAAAAUUGAAAAAUGAAAUCUCCUGAAUUUCCCAAGUGCCUGCACCACAUACUUCCCCUGUCAGACCCGUGUUUAUGUUACUGCAUAGCCUGGGCCAGAGGCUCAAGGACACAGCCGGUUUAGGGACAGGGUGGCUGAGGAAGCUGGUGUAGGUCAAGGUGGCUGUGUGACCGCUUCCCCCUCACCCUUCCCACCCUCUAGACAACUCUCUCCCUUACCUGUUUUUGCUAUGGCUGUAAAGGUAUUUUCCCUCUGCCCCACUCCCUGCCAUCUUUACUCUGGGAUCCUAUUUUGGGCCUGGGGUGGGGGCACCUGGGGCUGGUCUUAGGAGGUUCUAGGCUGCAGACUGCCUUGUACCCCCUGGACAGCCUCACAUGGGUUUUUCUGUGUUAUUUCAUAAGGCUCUCUGAAGUCCAAUAAAGCAUGUAGGAGAUUUUAA